This is a messenger RNA of Colletotrichum spaethianum, 201 nucleotides long. RefSeq lists its product as uncharacterized. Bases 1 to 201 code for a protein of 66 amino acids. Lineage: Eukaryota; Fungi; Ascomycota; Sordariomycetes; Glomerellales; Glomerellaceae. The record is from RefSeq and is a predicted model, not a curated record. The transcript has a single exon.
AUGCCCGCCAUCAACGCCAUUGUCGCCCGCGACGCUGUUCACCAGCUCGCCAAGCGCCAGAACUGGGCUUCCCAAGAGGCCGGUGUCAUUGUCGUCUUCUGCAUCGUCUUCAUUGUCGCCGUCGGCGUCAUUGGCCUCUGCGUUUCCCGCGCCCUCUCGCGCCGCAAGGCCAACCGCCAGGCUUCUGCGUCCCAUGUCUAA